This is a messenger RNA of Beauveria bassiana ARSEF 2860, 570 nucleotides long. RefSeq lists its product as uncharacterized. The record is from RefSeq and is a predicted model, not a curated record. The transcript has 3 exons. Bases 1 to 570 code for a protein of 189 amino acids. NCBI's taxonomy places the organism in Eukaryota, Fungi, Ascomycota, Sordariomycetes, Hypocreales, Cordycipitaceae.
AUGACGGAGCAGGCCGUCGCCGACGCCGCCUUCUUUGCGCAGCACGCGCGGUUCCCCGGGCUGGAGGACCAGGACCUGACCGCGGGACGCUGGCGUAUUCGGGACUGGAGACCAGCCGGGGGGACGGCGGAGCAGCUGGUGCAGGACGCGGGGGCGGCUCCUCCAACCCGAAGCGACAGCAAGAGACUCGGAUGGAGCCGACGGAGUGCGCAGCUGAGCGACGGCAGCAGCUGGUACUACCAAACAUGCACCCCAGGGCUUCUUCAUCUCCGGAUCCGGCGUCCCGGCCGGCACCCGCGGGCAUCCUGUCACUCGCCGUUUCGCGCUCGACGGGCGUGGCUACCGGGUGCCGUCGGGGCCUUUGGCGUGUCCAGCCAGGCCGACGUGGACUUCGAUCAAAAAGCUGGGUGGUCGUCAACUUUUCCUACCCGCGCGCGCGUGGCCGUGAUUGACGGCAAGCAGGAUCCCGUGGCGCGCCGCGACGCCGCACCCGGAUCGGCGAGAACGCGGGCCGCCAGAGCACGAACGGAGCAGCCGUUUAUCCUGAUCGACCCGGCGACGCACCAUUAG